Molecule: messenger RNA, 1452 nt
Organism: Aspergillus pseudonomiae
Lineage: Eukaryota; Fungi; Ascomycota; Eurotiomycetes; Eurotiales; Aspergillaceae
Product: alternative oxidase
Exons: 5
Coding region: 147-1106 (319 amino acids)
Biological process (GO): alternative respiration
Cellular component (GO): mitochondrion
Molecular function (GO): alternative oxidase activity
Source: RefSeq, a predicted model, not a curated record
GCACACUCCAUGGCUUAUAAAUACCUGGGCAUGCCGCGUGGUGGACUUUCAAAUGAGACAAAAAGACAUCACUGGGCCUCAAAUUGCGUAUCAUUCUGAAGACAUACCAUUUCCACUUCACUUAUCCCCUGUGCCCUUUCUCAACCAUGGCGUCUUUGUUUUUAAAUGUCACUUGCCCCUACAGAACCCGUCUGGUCGCUGGCAACUCAGCACAAUUGAUUGGGAAGCAUUCGCGAACACGGGCUUCCCCAUGGACAGCAGUCAUGCCUGGGAGAAGAUCCCAGAGUACACAGUCUCCCCUCGUUACAAAGUCAUCAUGGACCCACCCGGUAUACACAAUGUCUCAACUUCAGUCUAUUCAGACGGCUCAUCGCAACGCCGAAGGCUGGCCAGAUAAAAUGGCUCUGGGAACUGUCCGCUUUCUACGAUGGAGUAUGGACUUGGUCACAGGGUACCAUCAUUCACGUCGACGCGACGUACACUCUCGCUUCCGAAUGACCGAACAAAAAUGGAUUACAAGAUUCAUUUUCCUGGAGAGCGUUGCGGGCGUUCCCGGGAUGGUAGCUGCUAUGCUGCGACACCUAAAGAGUUUAAGGAGGAUGAGGCGAGAUUAUGGAUGGAUCGAGACCCUCCUAGAAGAGGCCUAUAAUGAAAGGAUGCACCUUUUAACCUUCCUUAAACUAUCCCAACCAGGGCCUGCCAUGCACUUCAUGGUCCUAGCAGCACAAUGCGUUUUCUUUACGGGAUUCUCGCUCGCCUACCUGAUUUCUCCCCGGAUAUGUCAUCGGUUUGUUGGGUACCUGGAGGAAGAAGCUGUGAUCACGUAUACCAAAGCGAUCCAGGAGCUUGACCGGGGAAACCUACCCCUUUGGAGCAAUAUGGAGGCUCCAGCAAUGGCAAUCAAGUACUGGCAGAUGCCCAAGGGCCAACGAUCUAUCCGUUCUCUGUUGAUGUAUGUGCGCGCUGACGAGGCGAACCACCGGGAUGUGAAUCACACGCUUGGGAGUCCCAACCAGGAUAGUGAUCCCAACCCCUUCUCGGCCAAGUUCAAGAACGCGAUCAAGGAAGCCAGCCAGCCCUUGUCUCCCGUGAAGGAGUAUCGUUGACGAUUGGGUUGUAGUUCAGCGCCCCUGCAUAUGUUUCCAAAGUUAAUUGGUAUUGAUAUAGAGAUAGAGAAAUAGAAUAUGCUACUUUCAUGGGUUGAAAGCCUUAUGUCAGUUCAGUAGCAGAGGAAGCCAACUAGCAUUGUGAAACCUCUACAACAAACGCAGACUGAGGUAUCAGUGCUUGUAGUAUAAAGGCGAGUUAUUGCUCUAUGAUUCUCUCCACCAGCGGGUUAUCUAUCCCACAAAGUUUACUCAAUACUGCCUAUCUCACUACAGAACUACCGAAGAUGGCCGGCCCAAGUCGAAAUGCCAAUCCCGAAUUCCUGUUGCUAGACACCAAGUGGAA